AUGGAUCCUUACAGAAAUUUCAAGAAUAAUUCGACAAUGUACACUCAUUCACAGAAGCAAGCACGUCAGAGUAAUUAUCCCUUCAGUGGCUAUGGUAGUAAUGUGCUGCAAUACGACAAUAAUGAAAUGGAUAUCGAUAAGGGUCUUAUGAGUAACGCUAGUUCAUCCCUCAAUGGAGAAAGGUCGCCGAAAUAUUCUCCACUAGACUUUUCCAACCCUUCUUACCCAGUGAGCCAUUCUCAGAUGCAAAGACCGCUAAGAUACUUUGAAGCUAGUCCUCAUAAUAGUAGCAAUGGAAGUAUGGGGAUAACUAGCUUCAAAGGGUUUACUAACGGUAAUAUGGACGUCGGUGGUCAAAAUCCUGCAAAUAAUAACAACGGCGGUGGUGAUAAUAAUAAUAAUAAUAAUAGCAGUAAUGGCUAUAGUUUUUCCAGAGGGGGACUGCCAAUGAGUAACAUGAACCUAGCGCCAUGUAACUACGAGUCUCAUUACCCAUUAUUUGGGUUGGACUGGAGUAUGGAUGACUUUGUCUGUUUGGGGUCUUAUAAGGAAGACAGCAGAAAUAAAUUAGAAAUCAUUUACUCUGCGGAUUUGCUUACGUGGGAGAAGCUUACAGAGACUAACGUCACAUAUCCUGUAAGUAAUAUCAAGUGGCUACCCAAUCAGUUACAUCCUAGGCAGUUGACCACAAGUUCGGAUUCCCUUCGAAUUUGGUCUCUAAAUGAUGAAGUGGGUACGCUUGACGAACAAAUCAAUUUGUCCCUCUGUAAAUAUAAUAAACUUCACAAUAUCACAAAUGGUACAAGCGUAACGAGUACGAGCCAAAUUUUAGGUGAGUUUCCUCCAGUGACUUCCUUUGAUUGGAACCAAACAGAUACCAAUUUGUUAAUAUCAAGCUCAAUUGAUACGACCUGUAUAGUUUGGGAUCUGCAAAGUUCAAACUAUGUAAAAACACAACUAAUUGCGCAUGACAGUGAAGUCUAUGACGUUAGAUUUCUCACCAAAUCUACUCAGCUAUUUGCAAGUUGUGGUGGUGAUGGAAGUGUGAGGGUAUUUGACUUAAGAUCAUUAGCUCAUAGUACAAUCAUUUAUGAACCGCCUACGAAUCCAGUUUCUAAUGCGGACUUAUCUCAGCAACAAAAUGCCCUAUUAAGGCUAGAGCCAUCUCCAACCGACGCCAACGUCAUAGCUACUUUUGUUUCUGAGUCAAAUAAAAUUUUAAUACUAGAUAUGAGGAACUCUGAGUCCCCUGUACUAGUUUUAGAAGGACAUAAAUCCGCAAUUAAUCAAAUUAAAUGGCAUCCUACAAAAAGAUACAUUCUCUUAUCGUGUAGUGACGAUUGUCAAGUAUUGUAUUGGGAUUUAAAUUCGACUUUUUCAGGAAAUACGGUGGCAUCACCCUCAAAUAAUGCAGAAAAUGGGUCGAUGACAACUGAAAACUCAAGUACUACAAAUGGAUCAGCAUAUCCUUCUUCAACGGAGAUGCAAGGAAUGGAUGAUUCAAAAUCUUCAUCUAAUGUCUCCGUGAAGAAUGUUCAGUUUCCAAAUUCAUUCUAUUCAAAUAAGACACAGGAAAUAAACAAUAUCGUCUGGAGACCACAAAGAGGCGACUGGUUCGGUUGUAUAAGUGGCAAAUCGUUCCAGAAUGUGAGAAGCUUUUAA
Messenger RNA from Kazachstania africana CBS 2517, 1662 nucleotides. RefSeq lists its product as uncharacterized. Gene Ontology annotation, molecular function: protein binding. Gene Ontology annotation, cellular component: nucleus. Lineage: Eukaryota; Fungi; Ascomycota; Saccharomycetes; Saccharomycetales; Saccharomycetaceae. The record is from RefSeq and is a predicted model, not a curated record. The transcript has a single exon. Bases 1 to 1662 code for a protein of 553 amino acids.